This is a messenger RNA of Tarenaya hassleriana, 1447 nucleotides long. Its product is annotated as NAC domain-containing protein 55-like. Gene Ontology annotation, molecular function: DNA binding. The record is from RefSeq and is a predicted model, not a curated record. Lineage: Eukaryota; Viridiplantae; Streptophyta; Magnoliopsida; Brassicales; Cleomaceae. Gene Ontology annotation, biological process: regulation of DNA-templated transcription; system development. The coding region runs from base 56 to 1447 and encodes 463 amino acids. The transcript has a single exon.
UGUUCUUCGUUACGAGCACUCCUCUCUUGCCGCCGAUUCUCGUUACCUCAGGGAGAUGUCGAACAACCCAUCAUCUUCUAGGCGUCCGCCACUUGGGCUUCGGUUCUGCCCCACAGACGUGGAGCUCGUCACUCGUUAUCUACCGAGGAGGAUCAACAGCGGACCCUGCGAUGACGGUGUAAUCCGAGACAUGGACGUGUACAGCAAAGAGCCAUGGCUGCUUCCUCACAGGAGACAUCCACUUUUGGAAGAGGGCCAUUGGUACUAUUACACUGAACUCGCCCCCCUUUCAGGCAAGACCACUGCAGGAAAGAGGGCGAAGAGAAAGGUUGAGGAAGACCCUGAUGGCAGAUCUUGGAACUCCACGGCCAGGGAGUCAGAUAUCUUGUUGAACGGUCAAGUCGUGGGGAGAAAGAUGGUCCUCAAGUUCGGUGAUAACAAGAAGAAGAAGAAGAACGAGAAAGGGGAGAGCAGUAAGGCGAGAAACUGGAUCAUGACUCAGUACCGGCUACUUUCAGCGUCUUUCCAAAAACAUGUGAUCUGCUGGAUUCGUGACUUGUCCAAAGAGGGUUCAUCUUCCAAUGAAGCUUCUUCCUCGGCCUGGGCCCAGACAACUGAAGAUCGUGCUCCCGUACCUUAUAUGGCAUCGUCAAAUGGGUUGAGUGUCCAACAUCAUUCACCGGCGGUUCCGUCUGAGUUGGAGCAAACAGCAGCACUACCAGCGGUUGAGUCGGUUCCUUCACAACACUGGGAUUAUCUGUACCCUCCCAUCCAAAAUCCCGACAUGCAACCUCUUCUUAUCCAACAUCCCAACAUGCCAUCAUUUCGGAUCGAAGACCGGAACAUGCCAUCUAUCCAAGAACUCUACAUGCCAUCUCUGAUCCAAGAGCUCAACAUGCCGUCUCUUAUCAACCAUCCAAUCAGGCCAUCUCGGAUCCAAGAAUCCAACAUGCCAUCAUUUUGGAUCGAAGAACCCGACAUGCCAUCUCUUCUUAUCCAGCAUCCGAACAUGCCAUCUCGGAUCCAAGAGCCCGACAUGUCAUAUCUGGUUGAAGAUCCAAACAUGUUGUGGACAGAAAAUCUGUCGCUUGUUCCUCACGCAACUGGUUUCACGGAAGUGCCUUCGACCGGGGAACAACCAUUGGUUCCUUAUGCUUCAAACACUGUGGUUGCAGCUUCUCCAAGUGAGUUAGACACAAUCCCUCGUGAAGCCGAAACUGAGCAGCAAGGCACGAACAGAGGAGGAAUAGCUGUGUCUGAAGAAAGAGAAAUCUGGUUGUCACAGUUGGUGGAGCACAUGACAGCAGAGAUGGAAACCCCUUUAGAGACAUUGAACGAGGAAAGCCCUUUGAUUGAAGUCCCCAUGUUUUCAUGGGAGUAUCCAUCUCCGUUCCAACAACAAGCCCCACCAGUUGCUGCAUCUGCUCGUCAGGAAGAUGAGGAUUAA